CAUCAACACCAAACAAACAAAGAGAGAAAGAGAGAAAGAGAGAAAGAGAUGGCCAUUAGAAAAUCAAACAAGCUUUCACAAGCAGCCAUGAUCAAGCAAAUCCUUAAAAGAUGUUCAAGCUUAGGAAAGAAAGGAUCAUCAUACGAUUCUACUACCGAUCAUCAUCAUCAUCAUCAUGAAGAUAACAAUAAUGGGCUUCCUCUUGAUGUUCCAAAAGGACAUUUUGCAGUUUAUGUUGGAGAAAAUCGAAGCCGAUUCAUAGUUCCAAUCUCUCUUUUGACUCAUCCCGAGUUUCAAUAUCUUCUCCAAAGGGCAGAAGAGGAAUUUGGUUUUAAUCACGAUAUGGGUCUUACUAUUCCUUGUGAAGAAGUUGUUUUUCGAUCUCUAACAUCGUCAAUGCUCUUACGAUGAUGAUCGGACUAUAGGUGUGUCGCGUUUUUUUGUUCUUUUGUUUGUUUCGAGAAGAAUUCGAUCGAUGGUUCAAGACGGAGCGGUUUGGUGAUAUCGCUCUUCUUUUUUAAACAUCGAUCAUUAAUCUUCUUGAACUUUUUUUUUAAUACUCUUCUAAUGAGUUAUUUAUGAUAAUUAAUUAAUUAAUCAUAUUGGUUUGAUCCAUAUAUGGGAUCCCAUUCAUCUAUUGUGGUCUAUAGUUAGAUUUUUGUACAUAUAAUUAAUGAGUGUAUUUCAUGUUAUAUUUCUAUGUCUCUCUUUCUCUCUCACACACACAUUUAACUUGUCAUGUUUUGCAAUGUAAUGGUUUAAUUUUCUUAUA
Molecule: messenger RNA, 772 nt
Organism: Impatiens glandulifera
Lineage: Eukaryota; Viridiplantae; Streptophyta; Magnoliopsida; Ericales; Balsaminaceae
Product: auxin-responsive protein SAUR50-like
Exons: 1
Coding region: 49-411 (120 amino acids)
Biological process (GO): response to auxin
Source: RefSeq, a predicted model, not a curated record